GAAAGAGACCUUCUUUACAGACAUGCAGAGAGGCUAUAAAGAGAGAGAACCAGUCGUCUCUCUUGCCUUCAAUUCCAUUCCAUCAGUCAAAUCUCUCUUUCUCCCUCUCUCUCCCCUCUCACUCUCUCAAAGUCUUCUACAAUGUCAAGCAACAGGAGGAAGCUCGGGCUGAACACAGUCGCCGUGGAUCUAGGCUGCAGCUGCCGCCGGCCAAAACUCGGCAGCAUCUUCAACCCCAAAACCCCCACUUCCAGCCGCCGCUUCCUCCUCCGCCGUUCUUCCUCUUCCUCCAGCAAACACGGAAGCACCCACUUCUCCUCCGACGAAUCCGCCACCACCGGCACCCUCUUCUCCUCCGCCUCUGACACCCCGCCUUGCUACUCCGACUCGGAGCUCGAGCUGAAGGGCCUGCGAGCCGUGCAGGGCUUCGGGAGGAUCGGCGGCGAGAGCUUGGCGGUGGAGAAGGAUUCCGACGACCCCUACCUGGACUUCAGGCGGUCGAUGCUUCAGAUGAUAGUGGAGAAGGAAAUAUACUCCAAGGCUGAGCUGCAGGAGCUUCUGAACUGCUUCUUGCAGCUGAACUCGCCCUACUACCAUCCCACCAUCGUUCGAGCUUUCACGGAGAUCUGGAACGCCGUCUUCUCUGUCGGCCGUAGCAAGUCACGUGCCUUGUAAUCAUUGCACGUGCAGUCAUACCUCUGUACUUACAUCUAUCUUGGCUUCAACAAAAUCUUGCCCCUAUAUGCUUAGAUAUAAAAAGAUUGUGUUUAUAUAUUCAGCCCUUUUGUUUUUAAUUUCUGUACUCUCUUUUUGUUCAUCGUCUCCAACAUUUUCAUUUAUGUUUUAGGGUAACAUAUAAUAUAUGUGCAAGAGAGUUUU
Molecule: messenger RNA, 879 nt
Organism: Diospyros lotus (date-plum)
Lineage: Eukaryota; Viridiplantae; Streptophyta; Magnoliopsida; Ericales; Ebenaceae
Product: transcription repressor OFP6-like
Exons: 1
Coding region: 142-675 (177 amino acids)
Biological process (GO): negative regulation of DNA-templated transcription
Source: RefSeq, a predicted model, not a curated record